This is a messenger RNA of Entamoeba nuttalli P19, 2151 nucleotides long. RefSeq lists its product as hypothetical. Lineage: Eukaryota; Evosea; Mastigamoebida; Endamoebidae. The record is from RefSeq and is a predicted model, not a curated record. Bases 1 to 2151 code for a protein of 716 amino acids. The transcript has a single exon.
AUGAGUCUUAUUUUACUUAUUUCAUUGUUAUUUAUUAAUAACUCAUUAGCUACUUUAUGCAAUGAAUUAGAAAUGAAUAAAGUAUAUACAGUAGAACAAGCAUUUGAAUGUAUUGAAUCAGUAAAAGUAAAUAGAACAGUUACUGAAGCAAUUAAAAAAGAUAUUACUGCAAUUUUUGAAACAUAUGUUUAUAAAGAUAUUUUACUUUCACCACCAGCUAUUAAAGGAAAAGCUGAUUAUUACCAAAAAGUAGAUAUAGAUAAAUUAUUAAAAGAAUUAGAUACUACAGAGACUUCUAUGUAUUCUUUUUAUCAAAAAAUUGAAAAUAUCUUUUUUGCUACUCAUGACCUUCAUUUAACUUUUAGAAUUAGUUCUAAUAAUGAAUUUAAAUAUUAUUUUGAUAGUUUUUAUGCUGUUUUACCAUUCUCUAUUGAUAUUAUUAAUGAAGGAAAAGAUGUUAUUUUAAUUCCAUAUGAUGUUCUUACUCAUUAUGGUGUAAAUCUUCCACAAGAAAUUAUUGAUAAUAGUAAAGUCCCAGUUCAAAGUAUUAAUAAAAUGAAACCACUUGAUUGGAUUCGUAAAUAUGCAGAAGAACAUACUUUUCUUAAAUCAAAUCAUGGUAGAUUUACUUAUGCUAUUGAGUCUAUGUCUAACCAAAAACUUACUUCAAUUCCAUUUGAAAAAAGUUUCUUAUCAGAGUCUAUUGAUAUCGUAUAUUCUAAUGGACAAACAGUAUCUACAGGAUAUUCAAUGUUAUAUAAACCAUUAGUUUCAUUAACUAAAAAACAACAAGAAAAGAUUAAAGCUAAAGAAGAAGGUAAAAAUAUGAAACCAAUUAGUUUAAAUGAUUUUAUUGAUUUAAAACAAGACUCAAAUACUUUUGAUUAUGAGUCAUUAGAUAAAAAUAUUGCUUGUAAAACAUUUAAAGAAGAUGGAAAACAAACAAUUAAUGUAUUUGUUUUAAAAACUUUUUAUCCAGAAACAGAAGUUGAUAACUUCUUUGAAACAUUUGAUAAAUGUAUUGCUCAAUUUGAUGAAAAUGAUGACCCAGUUGCUAUGAUUUUACCAAUGAAUGGUGGAGGAUAUGGAGAUUUAGAAAGUAAUAUUGAAAAUUUACUUGCACCUUAUGAAGAUACUGCAUUAAUUGGAAGUGUUAGAAUAUCACCAGGAGCUGAGAAUUGUAUUAAACAUGAAUAUGGUAGUGGAAUGUAUGAUCCAAUGAAUUGUACAUCAAGGUACAAUAUAACUGGAAACCUUUCAAUUCCACUUGGAGAAUUUUAUACAAAACCAGUUCCUGUAGUAUAUGGAAAUAAUGUUACACAUAUAAAAUCACAAGUAUCUCUUCUUGUUCCAGAAACAAUGCUUGCUUCAAGAUUUACUAAACAUCCAAGAAAUCCAAAUCAAAUUAUUUUAUUUACUGAUGGAUUUUGUUAUUCAGCCUGUGCAUUAUUAACAAAAGGAAUGUGGGAAAGAGGAAGUGCUAUUAUUGUUGGAUAUGAAGGAGAUCCAGAAGGUGAUGUAGAAUGGUUUGAUGCUGGACAAUCACCAACAGCCGUAAUUGGAAUGGAUGAAAUGUUUUUACCUGAAGGAGAUGAUUUAGCAAGAUAUGGAGGUUUUAUGAGAACUAGUUUUUAUGAAUAUUUCGAAUGGAAUCUUGAUUAUAAUAAAGAAAGUAAUCCAAGAGAAUUUACUCUUUCACCAAUUGAUGAACGAGUUCAAAUUUACAAAUAUACUGAAGAUAAGUUAGAAGAGUUUGUAAAAGAAGCAAGAAAGAUCUUUGAAAAAUAUGAAAAUGGAUGUAAUCCUAAAAAUAAAAUGCUUACUAAAUAUAGUUCUGAGUGUGACAGUCAAAUAACUGUCGAACAUGGUCAUGGAGGAUUUAUUUGUGGUGAUGAUGGAAAAUGGUCUAAUAUAUGUAAAGUUUCGUAUUGUGAUCAUGGAUAUAAAUGGGAUGAAUAUAAUCAAAGAUGUAUAGAAGAUGCAUGUUAUAAGACAACAGAUGAUGAUGACAGUAAUAAAAAAGAAUGGAUUGUCAUAAUAAUAUUUAUAAUUGCAGUAAUAGUAAUAGGAAUAAUAAUAAUAGGAAUAGUAUUUGUAGGAGUUUAUUUGAGUAAAAGAAAAGAAAAAGGAUAUAUUCCAAUCACUAAUUAA